GUAAAUGCACCAGUAACCGACCAUGCACCAGUUACCGACCACUCUUUAAACAAAUAUUAAAACUAAGAAAAUCUUAGAACGUUCAGAAAUUAUUGCACCGCCCUCGUAUACUAUGUGGCCUUAGGUAUGUAGGGAAAUUUCGUUGACUUAUCCAAAGCGAGUUUAAAGGAAGUGGGAAUUUUAGUGUAUUGGCAACACUGCCAAUAGGUUAAAUCAGUGAGCUUGUAACUAGAUGCACAUGAAGGUAAGCAAUUUUUAUCUAAUUACAUCGAAUGUUUUUUUUACUUUUUUAAUGUUGAAAUAUGAUAUUACUCAUUAUAAAAGUGUAAUAAAUACAGUUAACUUGUUAUUUUUCUAAAUAUCUGUAACUAAGUGAUUAAUUUAUGGUGGUCGGUUUAUGGUUCACCAUUGUAAAACUUUUCCAUUAGACGACCAGCUGGUCGCUUUCUGGUUUGGGUUUGUAUCCACGGAUGAUUUGUUAAAUAAGCUGUUGCUAGUAGUACGAAUAGGGGACUUUAAUUUUUAUACGUAUAUCUAAUUUCUGUCCAAUAAACGACCAGUGGUCGGCUACUGGAUCAAAAUGGUGGUCAUAAAUUGGUACCGUAAUCAAACUAUUUGUUUUAGAUGCCUAAAAAUUAUUCUAAAGACGAUUUGGUCAAUUCUAUAUUAAUGAAGUUCGUGAUGGAGCAAAAUACGGGAAACUGAGAGGAAGUAUAACAUUCCCCAUGCCACAUUUAUGGACAAAUUAAAAGAAAAAACAUCUUUGGAUGCUAGAAAGGGUCCUCCAACUAUUCUAACUUCAGAUGAAGAAAACCUCCUAGUUUGUUGAUUGAAGGGCAUGGCCAAAAAAGGAAUACCGGUUGAACCAAGAAAACUAAUUGAUGCUGUUCAAGCAAGACUUAAUAAAAAAAAAGAUCGACGAAAAAGUCCAUUUACUCAAGGAAAUGGACUACCUGGAAAAAACUGGCUAGAUCUUUUUUAAACGACAUCCAAGUAUUUCACUGCGUAAACCUGAACCUCUUGGUUUAGCAAGAGGGUUGGUAACUGAACGUGCAAUUCGUGAAUGGCAUCAUAACUUUUAAACUUAUAUAAUAGAAGAAACUGGAAAUAGCAAUCUGCUAAAAGAUCCUUCCAGAAUUCUCAAUAGGGAUGAAUCUUGUUUUCGAACUAACCCAGGAACCUCUUUAGUUAUAGGUCCCAAAGGAUUUAAAGAUCUAUAUCAGGUUCGAAGUAAUGAUAAGGAAUGUAUUAUUAUUAUGGUAAUGGUAACAUUUACAGCUAGUGGAAAUAUGGCACCUCCCUGCAUCAUUUAUCCCUAUGAAAGGAUACCGACAGAAAUUAACAGAAACGUAAGUCCUAGCUGGUCAUUAGGCAGGUCUAAGUACAUACAUACUGGAAGAAAAAAGAUGAAGAAAAAAUACAAAAACAACAAAAGAAAAAAGAAAGAUUUGAAAAGAAAACCGAAAAAGAAGAGUUACAAAAAAACAGGCAGCAAUACAAGUAACGGAUCAUCUGAAGAGGAAGAUGAAUUUGUGGACACACAGGACGAUUCAUUGGACGAUGCAGAAUUUUCCGACCUUCUACAAUCGAGACCUUCCACUCCACACCUAGAAGAACUUCUUAAAGAUGCUGAAGAAAGAAACUUUGCUUUGGUAAAAUUUCCUACAGAAGAUGGAGGCAAAGAAGCAUAUUAUAUAGGUCAUGUUGUAAAAAUAAAGGAGAACGAAGAAAUUUCUCGUUUAAGACAAAGUCAGAAAUGUGAAAACAAAUUCUUUUUCCCCAAUGUUCCUGAUAAAGCUGUAAUUGAAAAAGGUCAACUUGUAUAUUAAAACCAACUCUGGUAAGUGGUACGAAGCGUCAACAGUCAACUGCUACAUUUGAAGUAAACCUAAAGAACUAUCUAUAAUGUUCGGUAAAAUAGUAUAUAGGUACAGUGUAUAAUUGACAACAAUUCUGUAAUGAAUUAUUUUAUAAAUUUUUUACUCUAAAUAAAUGUUUAAAGAAUAAAAGGUCUUUUUUAAAUGCAAUUUUCGCGUGGUCGAAUAUUGGUGCAUAAGUGGUCGAAAACUGGAAAAAGUGGUCGGUUAUUGGUGAAUUUGUCAAAUAAUUUUUAAUAAUUAAAAAACAUAGGUUACGUCAAAGAUACGUUGUAAUAUUAAAUGUAUUUUUAAAGUACAUAAUAAAUACUAAUAUAUGCUAGAAGUUUUACAUCCAAAAACUAAUUUUUCAAUUUAAUAAUAAUUUUUUAAUUUCAAAAAUCCUAAUUUGGUCGGAAAUUGGUACAUUC
Molecule: messenger RNA, 2287 nt
Organism: Diabrotica virgifera virgifera (western corn rootworm)
Lineage: Eukaryota; Metazoa; Arthropoda; Insecta; Coleoptera; Chrysomelidae
Exons: 2
Coding region: 1257-1829 (190 amino acids)
Source: RefSeq, a predicted model, not a curated record